This is a messenger RNA of Sorex araneus (European shrew), 808 nucleotides long. RefSeq names its product pleckstrin homology like domain family A member 2 (gene PHLDA2). Bases 130 to 513 code for a protein of 127 amino acids. Lineage: Eukaryota; Metazoa; Chordata; Mammalia; Eulipotyphla; Soricidae. The record is from RefSeq and is a predicted model, not a curated record. Gene Ontology annotation, biological process: placenta development; positive regulation of apoptotic process. Gene Ontology annotation, molecular function: phosphatidylinositol phosphate binding. The transcript is spliced from 2 exons.
GGGCGUUCCCUGGGCGGGGCCGCCGUCCGGGGCGGGGCCUCCGGGCGGGGCCGCUGUAAAGGCGGCGCGGGGCGGCAGGAGCGCAGAGCCGGGUCCGCCGCCGCCGAGAGCGCAUCGCCGCCGCCAGCCAUGAAGACCCCCGGCGAGGUGCUGCGCGAGGGCGAGCUGGAGAAGCGCAGCGACAGCCUGUUCCAGCUGUGGAAGAAGAAGCGCGGCGUGCUCACCCCCGACCGCCUGAGCCUGUUCCCCGCGGGCCCGGGCGCGCGCCCCAAGGAGCUGCGCUUCCACUCCAUCCUCAAGGUGGACUGCGUGGAGCGCACGGGCAAGUACGUGUACUUCACCAUCGUCACCACCGACCGCAAGGAGAUCGACUUCCGCUGCGCGGGCGAGAGCUGCUGGAACGCGGCCAUCACGCUGGCGCUCAUCGACUUCCAGAACCGCCGCGCGCUGCAGGACUUCCGCAGCCGCCAGGAGCGGCCCGAGCCGGGGGCCCGCACGGCGCGCGCGCCCUGAGGGAGCCGCGCACGGACCCGCCGGGACGCACGCACCGGCUCGCCGGCGGCGGGGACCCGGGAGUCCCGGGCUGGCCGCCCCCCGUCCCUCGCCGAGCGCGCCAGGACCUGCCAGGAGGACCUGUCCACGCCGACCCGUCCGCACCGAGCCACAGAGCCUCGCCCCGCUGUGCGGGCGCGAUAAGUUAUUGGACUGUCUAUUUAUUUUGGUGAAUACUCUCAUCAGAUCUCGUCUUAAUAUUUUGUGUUUUUUGCAUCAGUGUCCGUUCCCAUUAAACUAUUGGACUCUUUUCUAA